AUGAGCACUUCCCCUCUAUUGGGCGUCGAGGCGCUGUUGUUCGACGUGUUUGGGACGGUCGUCGAUUGGCAAGGAUCGGUGCAUCGACAGUUGCAAGAACGCGUCAAGCAGGACGAGAUAGGUGAGUCGAUGUGAAGCUUCUUUUUCACAACGACCGGAGAGCGUCGGGGUCGCUAAUGUGCUGCAGCAAUGCCUGGGCAGAGCUCGGCUCCAUCGACUUGCUGCAAUUCACCAAGCAGUGGAGGGCUGGCUAUAUGCGCCGAACGUGAGUUCGCGGCGGCCCUCUCAUGACAGUAUAUGGGAGGUACAUCAUGAUUACUGACAGACUGUACCUCAUCCGCCAGCCGGGAAAUCGCCGGUGGGGCUCCGGGCCCUACGAAUGUCGACCAACUGCACCGCGAGGUGAGCCCCAUAUUUCCUUGUGGACCGAAACGACGUCAUCUGAUGGUCCCCUCGGCUUACCCCUGGCUUCUUUUGCUACAGCUACUCGACGACCUCCUCAAGCAAGAGCAAUACGCCCCUAUCAAAAAAGCAUGGGAUGAAACCGCUUUAAGAACCGUCAACCUCUUCUGGCACAACCUCGAUGGAUGGCGCGACUCGUCCCCCGGUCUCACUUCCCUCGGAUCCUUCGCUGACCGUCGAAUCCUCAAAGGCACCCUCUCCAACGGUUCUGCCCGUCUCUUGAUCGACGUCGCCAAACAUGCUCAAUUGGAUUGGGAUUUCAUCUUCUCCGGCGACUUGUUGAAUUCGUACAAGCCCAACCCGGCGAUGUAUUUGGGGGCAUGUAAAAAGUUGGACUUGGAGCCGGGGAAGGUCGCGAUGGUCGCGGCGCAUAUUCAGGAUUGCCGAGCGGCGAAGAGUUUUGGGUUGAGGACGAUCUACCUACCGAGGGAAACGGAGGAUAAUCAGGCUAUUGAGGACUUUGAGGCGGGUAAGGAGGGGGUCAGAGGGUGGAAGGAGGGGGGUGAGGUCGAUGGAGUUGCGAAGGGGUUGGAUGGGAUUUGUGAUUUGUUGAGAGGAGAGUAG
Messenger RNA from Microbotryum saponariae, 1026 nucleotides. NCBI's taxonomy places the organism in Eukaryota, Fungi, Basidiomycota, Microbotryomycetes, Microbotryales, Microbotryaceae. The record is from the annotation of a GenBank genome assembly.